UUGGUUUAUCCGUGGUCAUUUAAGUUUUAUGGUCCUGGCCAGCUUUUAAAAUUAGCUUAAUACAACCUCAAAUAAACCAUAAUGUAUUAUGCAUAGGUCUAUGAUUAUUAUUCAGAUGCUUAUUCCAGAUUUAAAAGCAGUUUCCGAGUAAAAAAAAUAAAGUUCCUCGCUCACUUGAAAAUCUUGUUAAAUCACCUCUGGUUCUGAUUUCUUGAAGUGAAUGUCUGCUGUAUUGUAUUUUAUUGUCAUUUCAUUCUGAUUGACAUUUUAUCUUUGAAAACAGACACAAAUUGUAAUGUCAUGAAUCAGUCAUUCUCAGGUAAAUGUGUGUUUACUGUGUAAUAUUACAAUCAGAGUUGAGGUAAAUUUUGUCUUGUUUUCACUUAAAAACAUUUUUAAGUUAUGACAGGUUUAUGAGUUGUUUAACAGAUUUUGUAUUUAUGUAAUUUUAACAACUGGAAGGGUUUAGUUGACUUUUUCCUGAUACUAAGAUGACCAAUAUAUUUAGUUAGCUCAUAUAAGAGUUUCAGACAACGAAUAUUUUUUCUCUAGGUAUCUCCUCAACGUGUUUUUGCAGUGGUGGUCCUCCAUCACACAGGUGGCGCUAUUGAACAAUUCCCAUCAUUUUUAACGCUUUAAAGAUACUGUCGUUUUGCUCUCCAGAACAGUUUAUGGCAGAUUUAUUUUGACCAAACCUUUUUCCACCAAAAAAGGUUAAUUUCGUCUACGUAUUGUCACAGCAAACUAUUUUGGAGCUCACUUUAUUUAUGUUUUUGAUAAAAACAGCUAUUUGAUCGUGUCGCAGAUGACUGUUUUCCAACAGAAGAGCCUCUAUAAACUGUGAAAGGCAGUACGAUGGAUCCACAUGACAAUGCCUGGAGUUUUCCCGAUCAAAGGCUGCAGGUACGUCUGGAGCUAGAUCAACAGAAGCUUGUCAACAUCAACAGGAUAGAGAGAGUCCCAAGGUUUACCGAUCACUGGCAAACACGCCCUAUGUACACUGCUGUCCAGCCUCACAGCGGUGGGGCAGCCUGGAAGGAACCCAUUCCCCCACCCCUGAACUCCCCAGACCCAGAUGGAAACCCAUUCAACUCAGAGGAUGAGGAAGAUGCUGAGUUGGCGAGAAAGAAGCGAGAGCUUCAGGAGUUACAUGAGCAGAUUAUGCAUAAGAAAACCACCAUCGCUAUCAAAGCAAUUGAGAUGAUUAUGAAGAAUCCAGAUUCUCCUGAUGACCAGGAGUUUGAUACUUACAAUCCUGAAUCGCUUCGAGACAGAGUGACUGAGAUAUUGCAGCAACGUUCAUUCAGCUUUUUCUCCAAGGUUAAGUUAUGCAAGCUAAAAGCAAAAGCCGCUGCUUCGAGAAAAGAUGAAGUGAAGCAGCAGCACCAUCCACUGAAGCUCAGAGUGAAGGCAUUAAAGGCAAACAGACUCAGGGACCCCCCCGGCGUUUUACCACCCAACAUAGAGAAGAUCCUUGAUGUUCCUCCACCUCUCACCGCCCGGGCUGUUGCUUCACCAGCUAAAGAGGAAAGCAACGCUGCAAAGGGCUUCGAACGCUUCCUCAAUGUGCUCAACAGAGGACCUGAUCUCAACCUGAAAAACAUGCUUUCAGAUGACCCUCUGCCUCCUCCUGACCACAUCAUUACUUCGCCUGGAAAGCAGCAGCAGGAGGAGACCGCCACCAACAAGGGAUAUGAGCACUUACUCACUGCUCUCAAGACAGUAGCAGCAGCAGUCCCUAACAUGAAAAAAACGGGCCCUGAUGUCCCUCUGCUGCCUCCUGGCCGCAGCAUUACUUCCCCUGAAAGGCAGGAGAGCACCACAAGCAAGGGAUAUGAGCGCUUACUCCGUGUUCUCAACAAAGGAGCCGCUCCCAACUUGAACACCACGAUCCCUGAUGUUUCGCUAAAUCCUCCCAGCCAUAGCGACCCUCAUAGAACAAAAAAGGAGAGCAGUACCAAGAAGAGUCCUGAGGGCGAGAGCAGAGCCAGUGGAGGUUCUGAGCAUACAGGGCAACAUCCUGAGAGUAAGAGCAGUGCAAGCAGAAAAUCUGAGAACAAGAGCAAAGCCGACAGACACUCAGACAGCGAGAAAAGUGAAAACAAGCAUUGUGAUCACGAGAAAAGUGUCAACAAGCAUUUUGACCGCAAGACCAGUCCAAAAAGAGGCAAUGAGGGCAAAACUGGUGACAGCAGAGCUUCUGAGCACAAGAGAAGUGUUGACAGAGACUCUGACCUCGAGAGUGCCAUGAGCCAACGUUCUGAAGUCAAGAAAAGAAAUUCUGAUUGUAAAGACGGAGCUGAUGGAGGUUCUGAGAACGCGAGCAACCUUAAAACACCUUCUGAAUGCAAGAGCAGUGUCCACAGAGUUUAUGAGCGCGAGAGCAGUGUGAACCAAGGUUCUGGGAUUGAAAACAUUCUCGAGAGAAGUUCCGAAACCAAGAGGAGUGUCAGCAAGGGCAGCAUUGAACGGCUCCUGGAAGGCAAGGGCAGCUUGAAAAGAAAUUUUGAGUCAGAUAGCAGUGAAAACAGAAGCUCUGGGCACAAAAACAGUGGCGACCGAGCUUCUGAGUCAGAGAGCGGUGUCAAUAAAACUCUUAAAAGUGAGAGCGAGAAGAACAGAGGUCUCAAGAGCAAGAGCAGUGAUAACAAGGGUUUUGAGCGCUUUGUGAGUCUGCUUAACAGUGGAGUGGACAUCACCAAGCUCAGUAAGAUGAUCAAAGAUGAGGUAGAUGAUCUUCCAAAAACCUCUCCCUCUGGCUUGAAAAAGGCCCCCGAGGGUGAAAACCAGAAGUCCGAUACUGGAUUCUCGCUGCCAGGCUGCAGUGGGAUCAGCAGCGUGAAAUCAAAAACUGUCAAUCAAGAGACAUCCUCACCUGAAGAUGUUGAGGUGAAGAAAUUAAAAAAACGGAGCAGUUUGGACUCCGGCAGUCAACCAGAGCCCGCGUUUGAAGUGAAAAAGAAGAAGGAAGAGGAAAACGAAACCUCAGAAAUAGAUGAAAAGCAGAAACAAGUGCAGAGCAUUCUUAAAACGUUGGGUUUGAAUCUGGACGUGGAGGAAUUGACCAAACUAACAGAUCGCACUCAGGAGAGGCUGUAUGGAAGGAAGAAUGAAGGUAGAGAGACGAGCGAAAGCAGGAUGGAACAGAAAAGUCCACUUACGCUCUCCCAUAAAAAACACAGUCGGUCCCGCUCCUCCUCUUCCUCUUCGUCGUCCUCUUCGUACUCUUCUUCUUCCUCUUCCUCCCCAGCUUUCUCUAGAUAUGCCUCUAGAAGCCGUAGUCGGAGCCCUCGGGGCCGCAGGCAUCGGCGCUCUCGCAGCAGAGAUGCUCAUAGACGUUCUCGUGACAGAGGCAGAGAUGGAGGGAAGGGGCGUAGCAAGACUGAGGCCAGUAAAGACGCCCAGAGGGCCAGUUACAGAAACCAACAACAUCCUUUUCAUUCUCCUUACGGUGCUCCUUCUGCAUACACCGAUUACAGUUUGUACCAAUAUGCCCAGUACAUGAACUACUACAAUGCCUACAACAGUGCUAUAAACUCCAAUUGGGUGUUUGAUCCAAAUCAGAGUCACGUGCCACCGUCCCGUUCACAGUGGCACUCGGUAUUAGCAGAUAUGAGGCUUCCCAACCAACCUGGGCAGAUCUCACUUCAUGACUUCAUGCUGUUCAGGAAUCCAGACUUGUCUGGGAGUGAAGGUCAGAGCAACGAACGCUCUGGUUCUCGUUGCCUCACGGUCAUCGAUACUACACCGUCUUCUGCAAGCAGCGCGAUGGAAUGUCGAUGGUUUCCGAAUCUGGAGAGGAAUCAGUUGGGGUUGAAAAGAAGGAAUCAUAAAAAAAAUAAGAAAAAACAAUCUCCAAGUUCAGCUGGAGAUUUUUCACAGAAGAAAACUGUAGACAAGUCUGCUGAGAAAGAACCUGCAGAGACGUUGACUGCAGAGAAAAAAGCCUCAGAAACGGUUUCUAUGGAGAAAAAACCCCCAGAGACAAUUGCUAUGAAAGAAAAGAUUGCAGAGACAGUUGUUCUGGAGAAAAAGGUUGCAGAGACGGUUGCUAUGGAUAAAAGAGUUGCAGGGAAGCAAACCAUCUCCUCAAAGACCUUAAAAUCCACGCCGUCGCAGGGUAAGACUCCUGGUUAUGUAGGCAAGGUAAUGGAAGAGAAGAGACGUCACCUUACAGAGGAGAAAAUAAAGGCUAACCUGAGGGAAAAGCUGCUAGAGUUUAACCGGAAAGCGAAGCUGCUGACACAGCCCAGCUCCACCGUCAAGCCAUCAGCAAACUCCCUGGAUUCUGAGCUCCUUUAAUAGAUCUGGAGAAACUCUGACAUCCUCAGUGGAUCAUUGACCUUCAAUUCAGUUUUACAUAAACAUCUUGCUACUCCCUGUUCGAAGCUGAAUCCUCCUCCAAAUACCACAAGUAAAUGAAAACGUCCUCAGAAGAAUUCCUAGUUUACAUCAAGGUUUUUACUUUUGUCACUACUAAUUAUGUUAUGUUCUAACAUUUAUUUGCUCGUUCUGUUAUAGUUAACCUUAUUUUCUUCCCAUGAGUCUUUUAGAUUUUCUGGUUUCCCUAGUAAAAUGUUUAAAAACGGUUUAAA
This is a messenger RNA of Gambusia affinis (western mosquitofish), 4595 nucleotides long. RefSeq lists its product as uncharacterized. The transcript has 9 exons. The coding region runs from base 856 to 4302 and encodes 1148 amino acids. Lineage: Eukaryota; Metazoa; Chordata; Actinopteri; Cyprinodontiformes; Poeciliidae. The record is from RefSeq and is a predicted model, not a curated record.